Molecule: messenger RNA, 943 nt
Organism: Drosophila suzukii
Lineage: Eukaryota; Metazoa; Arthropoda; Insecta; Diptera; Drosophilidae
Product: antigen 5 like allergen Cul n 1
Source: RefSeq, a predicted model, not a curated record
ACAGGUGAUUGUUGAAAUUCGAGGAAUAACUGUGGCAGUCUUCCUAUAAAAAGAGCCCCUCUGGACUAGAGGCAGUUCAGUGAAAAGCCAGCUCAGGAGAUCACCAUGAAGACAAUCAUUGUUCUAGCCUUCCUGAUCGGAGCCACCAUUGCAGUGGACUACUGUGCUCUGCCCACUUGCCUGGAUAAGCACAUAGCCUGCAAUAACAAGGGAAACUUCAGCGAAAACUGUCCCAAGGAUGUGCGUGAGGUGAAGAUAGAGCCCCAUCACAAACUUAUCCUUACCCUCUUCAACGAACUGCGAAACAACGUGGCUGGAGGCAAAAUAGAAGGUUUACCCAAGGCGAUUCGCAUGGAAAUGUCCUGGUGCGAGGAGCUCUCUCAUCUGGCCCUGCUCAACGUGCACACCUGUGAAUCUCUUCCUGACAAGUGUCGCAGCACGGAGAGAUUCGCCUACGCUGGCCAGAACAACGCCAUCUUCAGUUACAGUGGAGCGGAGACAGAGUAUACCGAUGCCGAGCUAAUCAAGGAGCAGAUCGAGAACUGGUUCGCACAGCGCUCGAACGCCUCACCCGAGAUCCUCGCCAGUUUCCCGGAGGAACUGCCCAGCAAAGAUGUGGCCAAGUUCACCAUUUCAGUGGCCGAGAAGAACACCCAUGUGGGAUGUGCCGCCGUGCGCUUCUCCCGCGACUUCUACAACCACUUCGUGCUGACCUGCAACUUCGCCACAUCCAACAUCGUGGGCCAGCCCGUUUACACUCCCGGAGAGAAGUCCACCACGGGAUGCAAAAACCGCUAUGGAGCCGCCUUCGACUAUCCUAACCUGUGUUACGCCAAGGAGAUCUACGACAACGAAAGGUCGUUGAGGGCACCCACGUUUUUAAAACUGUAAUGGACUCGAGUGAUAACGACAACCAAUGAUCUUGAACUUUUUUCUUAUACAA